Rhizoctonia solani is the source of this 1626-nucleotide messenger RNA. Its product is annotated as Sugar (and other) transporter. The transcript is spliced from 15 exons. Gene Ontology annotation, cellular component: membrane. Gene Ontology annotation, molecular function: carbohydrate:proton symporter activity. NCBI's taxonomy places the organism in Eukaryota, Fungi, Basidiomycota, Agaricomycetes, Cantharellales, Ceratobasidiaceae. The coding region runs from base 1 to 1626 and encodes 541 amino acids. The record is from RefSeq and is a predicted model, not a curated record. Gene Ontology annotation, biological process: transmembrane transport; carbohydrate transport.
AUGACACUAAAACGGGUCGAAGAUCGGCCAACUCCAAGGGAAGUCUACAACUGGCGCCCUUAUCUACUCGCAUUGAUUGCUGGAUGGGGCGUACCCUACCUCCCGGUCUUUCUUUCGCUCGAAGUUCUCAACAUAAUUUCUAAUGCAUAUGUAUGCACCCGCAGCUAUGAUUCAGCAUUCAUUGGCGGAACUAUUGAGCUCCUUGCAUUUCAAGCCCAGUUUGGUUUAGAUCAACUGAGUGAAGACGAAUUGGCCUUCACAAGUUCGAAUAUUGUGUCCACGUACCAAGCCGGUUGCUUUUUCGGGUGCAUAGCUGCUUUCUUCAUAGUGGAAACAUUCGGACGAAGAAUAACACUACAGUGCUCAUCCGCUCUAUUUUGUCUGGGUGCUGGGCUGAUGCUGGGGGCAAAGCAUUCCUUGGGAAUGAUUUUUCUUGGACGCAUUGUCGGAGGACUAGGUGUGGGCGGGGUGUCACUUGCAACGCCACUCUACAUUGCCGAAAUUGCACCUCCCUCCAUACGUGGUCAGCUAGUUGGGUUCUAUGAGAUUUUUCUACAAGCAGGAGGUGUUGUAGGAUUUUGGAUCAAUUUUGGUAUUUCUGAGCAUGUCUCAUUUGGGUCAAAACAAUGGCAUAUUCCUGUGGCUGUUCAACUAAUUCCUGGUGGUCUUCUUUUGGUCGCGUCUGUUUCCCUUCGCGAAACUCCGCGCUGGUUGUAUCGCAAGGGGCAGCUUAAUGACGCUAUCGUGAACUUAUCCUGGAUAAGAAAUCUGCCCGCCGACCACCCUUAUAUUCAGCAAGAGAUGGAAGGGAUUCGAGCUCAGUUUCAACGUGAAAUGCAGGAAAAUGGCACCGGAGGAUUUAUGACCAAACUAAAGGAACUAACAAAACCUGGGAUCAGAAAUAGGCUCGGGGUAGGGAUGUGUAUAAUGAUGUGUCAGAAUUUGACUGGAAUGAAUGCCAUCAAUUAUUAUUCUCCCACCAUUUUUAGCUCGAUUGGUAUAACUGGGACGAAUAACUCUCUAUUUGCGACUGGCAUUUAUGGAGUAGUAAAAAUGGUAGCUACGCUCAUCGCUCUCGUCUGGCUUGUUGAUCGUGUUGGGCGCCGAAAACCAUUGAUUGCUGGUGCUGUGGUCGGCGCGCUUGCUAUGUAUUACAUCGCGGGCUUUGUAGCCGUCGCUAAGCCUAGUAAUGUAGGAAGCCCUAGCCCCGCUGGCAAAUUCGCUGCUGCAUGCAUCUACAUCUUCGCUGUGGCGUUUUGUAUGUCGUGGAAUGGGAUCUCAUGGAUCAUCUGUUCGGAGAUCUUCCCACUCAGUGUGCGUGCACUCGGGCAGGCAAUCACUUCCGCCACACAGUGGUUAUGGCAGUUUGUCAUUGCGCGUUCCACACCUUAUAUGAUUAAGAACAUCGGAUAUGGUACAUACCUGUUUUUUGGAUCAUGCAUGGUAUUGAUGAUUCCUUGGGUGUAUUUCAUCCUUCCAGAGACCAAGGGCGUGUCGCUUGAGGACAUGGACAGGUUGUUUGGAUACUGCCCGCACGGAGACAAUGUGGUGAUCGAAGAGGGGUUAAGCAAAGGCGAAAUUGUCGAAAGAGAGGUAGUUGGAUCAGGCGUACAUGGGCAGAUUUAA